Molecule: messenger RNA, 900 nt
Organism: Aegilops tauschii subsp. strangulata
Lineage: Eukaryota; Viridiplantae; Streptophyta; Magnoliopsida; Poales; Poaceae
Source: RefSeq, a predicted model, not a curated record
UCAUGAGGUUUAUUUAUGUGCCAGCUCCUCACACCGCCGAAGUUAUAGCUGAAGAACUUCAUGAAUCAUUGAUAUCUUGGAAUCUUGAUGAGAAGCUAUCAACGGUGACUGUUGACAAUUGUUCUUCAAAUGACAAGACAAUUGACUUGUUGGUGAAGAGGAUAGGGAAGGACAAGCUCAUGUUGCAAGAUGCUGACAAUGAAGAUGGACAAAGCUUUUGGAGUUGCCUUCAAGACAUUCAAGAGGGAAUACAGGACUUGGCACUCUGAAUUGGCAUGCUUUGAAGAUUGUCUUUUGGAGGCUUGGAGAUGUCAAAGAUGCCAUGAUGAUGACCACUUUAAAAUGAUUUAUGAACUACAAAAUCUAUUUUAGAACUUAUGUAUUGGACAAUUUCGUAUCAUUUGUGCUUGUGAUGUGUGAACCAUGAUUUCUAUUUCAGAACUUCUAUAGUUGGACAUCUUGUUGAACAAUGUAUGACCGAAAUAUGCACCUGUUUGUUGCUGAAAUAUGCUUAUCUUAGUUGUUGAAAUGGGCUAUAGUUGUGCUGAAAUAGGCUUCUUUUAGCUGAUGUUAUUCCUGAGUAUUGUGCUGAAAUUUGCUGUUGUUUUGCUGCUGAAAUAUACUAUGUUGCUACUGAAAUGAUAUCAUUGUUGCUACUAUUUAUCUUAUGUUGCUGCCUCUGAAAUAUACUAUGUAUGUUGUUUAAAUCUGUUGAAAUACACUAUAUAGCUGUUGAACCAUCUACUAUUGUUUCUUGUUGAAAUUUGCUCAAAUUAUGCUACUGAAAUGUGCUUGUUUUGCUACUGAAAUGUUAUUUUUUGUCACUACUAUGUUUGUUUAAAUAUUUUGAUUUUCUCGUGGGUUCCCCGAAACCCGAUGGGUUCAGGGGACGGGCGGAAA